Messenger RNA from Sphaerodactylus townsendi, 4672 nucleotides. It is a transcript of the gene SLC35D2, whose product is annotated as solute carrier family 35 member D2. NCBI's taxonomy places the organism in Eukaryota, Metazoa, Chordata, Lepidosauria, Squamata, Sphaerodactylidae. Gene Ontology annotation, molecular function: antiporter activity; GDP-fucose transmembrane transporter activity. The transcript is spliced from 12 exons. Gene Ontology annotation, cellular component: Golgi apparatus. The record is from RefSeq and is a predicted model, not a curated record. Bases 282 to 1271 code for a protein of 329 amino acids.
UGAGCUGCCGCCGACUGCAGGAAUGUUGCACUAGGAGGCGUCCUUGCCCAGGCCAUCGACGUCCUGCUCUCUGGAAGUUUCACCGAGAGAAAAAGAGGGAGUGCAACACAUUGCAGCGGAGUGAGUGGGGACAGGCUGGCCGAUCGCGGUCUUCUUCCUGUUGGCUUCGUUUCCUUCGCCGAGGAGGGGCUGGCGACACUUUCCCCGGGCUGUAGCGCAGGGGCCGCGGGAAUGCCUCGUUGCAUGCCGAAUCGUUCGGGGCUUGCUGUACGUGCCAAGAGAUGAAAGCGGAAGAGGAGCCGGCUAGUGCUCCUGCUGUCGCCCCGCUGCCCAAGCUGCUCUCCGCCCUCUUCUAUGGAGCCUGUUCUUUCUUGAUCGUCCUGGUGAACAAGUCAGUGUUGACUACUUACAGAUUUCCAUCUCCAUUGUUUUUGGGAAUUGGACAGAUGAUGACCACUAUUCUCAUCUUGUAUACGUCAAAAUUAAAUAAAAUAAUUAACUUUCCUAAUUUUGACAAAAGUAUCCCUAAAAAGCUGUUUCCACUUCCUCUGAUUUAUGUGGGAAAUCACAUAAGUGGAUUGUCAAGCACAAGUAAGCUAAGCCUGCCAAUGUUUACAGUCCUUAGGAAGUUUACCAUUCCACUUACAUUACUGCUGGAAGUCAUUAUACUUGGGAAGCGCUAUUCAUUGAGUGUCAUACUCAGUGUGUUUGCAAUCAUCUUUGGGGCUUUCAUAGCUGCUGGAUCUGAUCUGGCUUUCAGUUUGGGAGGUUAUGCUUCUGUGUUGCUGAAUGAUAUCUUCACAGCAGCAAAUGGAGUUUACACAAAGCAAAAAAUUGACCCCAAGGAGCUGGGAAAAUAUGGAGUCAUUUUUUAUAAUGCCUGUUUUAUGGUAAUUCCUACAAUUCUUGUAAGUUUUUUCACUGGAGACUUACAGCAGGUUACUGAUUUCAAGCAAUGGACCAAUGUUUUAUUCAUAUGUCAAUUUCUGCUUUCCUGUAUAUUGGGGUUUCUUCUAAUGUACUCUACGGUUCUCUGUAGCCACUAUAAUUCUGCCCUCACAACCACGGUGGUUGGUGCUAUCAAGAAUGUGUCCAUCGCUUAUAUAGGAAUGCUGGUUGGUGGAGACUACAUUUUUUCUAUGUUGAACUUCAUAGGACUCAAUAUCUGCAUGGCAGGGGGACUGAGAUACUCAUUUCUAACAAUACGGGGACAGGACAGUCCUAAGCACCUAACAGAUGAAGAAAAUGUGAUAUCCAGUGCCAAGAGCUAGCAGAAGGAACUGGUGUGAAAAGCUGUAACGAUACCAGCCCUGAUGGAAAUUAGGCAAGCAUGUGCAGGAAUCUACCUCAUCACACACUGUGGCCCAGGGCAUCCUCAGCUGAGCAGUGUUCUGGGACAGAAUGUGACAUCUGGAAACCAGUAGUCAGUAGAUGUGCUUGAUUCUUAUGCAUCAAGAUGCAAUAGCACAAUAUCUUUGCACUCUCCUUGAGACAGCUGGCAGGUUAGAUGAUACUUUGUCCUUGUCCUGGAAAUGUUUGCAUGUAGCUAAAUUCAAAAUGUUUGUCUAAUUUUACGUUGUCAGCACUUUUACACUGUCAGAAUUCUUCCAUUCAGAUACAGUUGAUUUGCUGCUAAGUUACCUCAUUGGUGACUGUGGAAUCUAGAAUAAAAUGCUAGCUUAAACUGUCAGAAAAGUUUAAGGGUGUUCAAACAAAAUUGUCAAGUUGCCACAUUUUACAUAAACCUCAGAAGCCUGCUUACUGCUACAGUCUGCUUCUGUCUCUCUGUUCACAACUUAAUGUGUCGCUUGAACCACAGCCAGCCAGCUGACGCAUGGCCUCGCUCAUGGCCCUGAGGCUCCAUCCACCUCUGUAAUUGUACAACUCAAUGUACAGAGAGUACCCAAGCAGAAACCUUAUCUCCUAGGUUAAUCAAUCCCAGCUCUACUACAAGGUCUUAAAAUGUGCAGCCUGUAUCAUCCCAAAUAUCCCCACCAACCUUGUGUGUGCACUGCUGGUGCUUAUAACUGACAUUGAGUGCCCAGAAAGCACAUCUGAUACUGGAAAUCUGUCGUGCCUUGUGUGCAAACUUGUACACGCUGUAUGGAAUAAGGGCUUCUUUUCUUACCAUGGCAGUUGUUUCUUUAAUUCGCCCUUUGAAACUAUUACUGUUCAUGAAAUCAAAGCCUUUGUCCAAUAAUUUGUUCUGUACUGUCACAGACAGAAUGGCCAGACUUCCUUUCACCUUUGGGUUUAGUUGGGAGAAAGCAAUUAAUAGCCAAGAGAGUGUUAACAAAUCAUGGAAAAAAUCAUGGAAAAAAGAGUGAGGUGCACAUGCGCUAAAACACAUUUUCCAAACACAUUCCCUCUUAAUUCACACACUGUGUAGUGAUGAUGAUUUGGGAUGCACAAGUCCAGAAUAUUCGUGAUACAUGGCAUAAAAUGAUAUAAAAAUGUACCCUGUUGUUUACCAAGGACAAAAUGACUACUCAAGAUUAAUCUGUUCAGUAGGAUUUUGCUUAAGUUCUGUAUUCUGGUUAAGAUUCAUUAGCCAUGAGACAGAGCUGGGUGAACUAUAUUCUAUGCAUGGAGGAGAUGUGACUCUUCUGGCACAAAUGUACUUGUCUGGUAUUUAGCACAUUUACAGCUGUUGUCAAGGUUACAAACAGCUUAGUGUUGCCUCAUUGUUUCCAGAAGGGUUUUCGCAAGAGUCAGUCCUUUCCCCAAUGCUUUUCAAUAUUUAUAUACUCCAGUUACCCAGUGAAGAAUUUUGGCCUGAGUUGUCACCCAUAGGCAAAUGAAGUGAAGCUCUCCCUGUUGAUGGACAACCACUUGGGAUUAGUAUCAACAGACAUGAUAGUUGCCUUGAGGUGGCGGUAAAGUGGUUGAGAUUGAGCAGGCUGAAACUUAAUCUAAGAUGGAGGUCCCAUGGCUGAGCCAGACCAGUCUAAGGACAAGGGCUACAGUUACCAGCUUUUGAUGGGAUGCAAGUCUGGAUGGAUGUCAUCCUAGAUGUGUCACUGACCAUGAAAUAGCAGCUCUCACCUAUUACCAAGAUGGCUUUUAAUACUCUUCAUUGUAUUUGGCAAUAAGCCCCCUACCUGUCUCGCUAUGACUUGGCCACAGUAAACCAUGCAAUUCACCUCAAGGUUGGAUUACUAUGACUGUGUAGGCCUCCCCUGAGGCUACUCUGGAAGCUUCAAUUGGUACAGAAUGCAUCUGCAAGAGUUGUAACAAAGGCCUCUUGGAAAGAUUCUGUUCAACUUGUUCUUGCCAGCUGGAUUGGUUGCCAAUAUGCUUCUGGAUCAGGUUCAAGAUGCUGGAUUUAAUCUUUAAAACCCUUAACAGUCUGGGGCCCACAUAUAAAGAACUCUUGCCUUCUGCACAGCAACUUCCCUUUUCAUCCACUUUGUAAUUUGGACUUGUCCACAUUCUGCACAUAUGUACUUAAAAGUAUUUUCUAUUGCUAUAGAGGUCUGAAAACUUUCCCUUUCCCCUUCAGGCCCUCUCAUAUAAUUACCUCUCGUGAGAGGUUUUUCUGAGUAGGAGAAUCAGGUCUUAAUUCAUUGUUAUGGAGGAGAUAUGGGGAGGGCAAUGGCCCUGUAUUCUUAAAUUGUGUAACUCAGCUAAAAUAGAACAAAACUCAUAACCCUGUAGAGAAAUGUUUUAGAUGCAUUAGUUGUGGUUUAAUUUGGGACUCAGCUAGAGGAGGUACUUUGUUUCUAAUAAACAGAAGCAUGAUGUGUGAUAGCAACAGUUUGUCUUUUUGCAAGUCUUUAAUUUUUCUGUUUUAUCUUUCCUGUGGGCUCUUUCACAUGGUUUUUUUUUCACACCCAUUUUAGAAGACUCCCAUGUGGAGAAUUGAUUCAUUUAAUCAGUUUAGGGUAGGUAGGGUGCCUGUCACCAAGACUUUCUGUCCACAAUGCACCCAUUGAGUUCUGUUUCCAUAUCAGCAGAUAGUGUCUGCUUGGUCAUUUUCCCACAUGACUCUGUUUUGUAGCUAAGCUCAUAACUGAACAAAUAAUUGUUCUGUGUUGCUGUUGAUUAGAAAAAACAUACUAGCAGAAGUCAACCCAGGAAUAAUGCAAAAGCUUCCUUUAGGGUAUCAUACCUUUCUGUAGAAUAUUUAUUGUUUUUCAGCAUUAUGUCCUUUUAAGCCCGUAACUUCAGUGGAUUUAAAAGAGUGUUACUCUGCUUAGAAUUCCACUGUUAUUCAAGGCUGCUGUUCAGUAAAGAAUAUCAUAUACUAGAUGCUGGGAUUGUGAUCAGUGUACACUGAUGUCUUUAAAUCCUUAUAAUUCCUUGUACAUGGAUAACUUUUAAUUUCUGGGUUCAUACACUAGCACCAUAUGAUUUCAGUGUGGAGGAGUUCCUCACGUUUGAAGACAUCUUGGAAAUUUCUCCCUUAUUGUUUCACUCAGUUAACCUUGAAAAUCCAUAAAUGUGAACUUCUGAAUAAUGGUAAUCUAACAGAGGCACUGCAACCACUGCCAUUGUGUGAAUGACAAUCAAGCCUUCAAUAGUUUAGUAAAAGGCCAACCAGCAAAAUUAAAGGUCCCUUAAUAAUGAAGGCAUCUGCUUGUCUAGUUCUGCUUUAUGUAAUCAUGUUUUAUAGUAUGCUUUUUGUAAAUCCCAAGAAAUCCUAUUUGUUAAUAAAAUAUUAGUUCCCCUU